UAUCUGGGGUCCUUUCCUUCGUAGUCGCUCAUGUGACACACAUCAACAGCGCCUAGUCAAGUCAAGUGUAACCAGCUAGCCGGUUAGCAUGAAUUUCAAGAUCUUGUUUGAGUCAUAACAUCAAACUUUAGGUGCAUUAACGCCACCUUGCUUUAGUACAGUUUGAAAAUAACAGUUGUGCAGUGUUGAAUACAAACGGGAAUUUUACAGCUAAUCUGACAACCAUGUGGAGCACCAGCCGUCAUGUCCUUCAGGAUCUAGUCCGGGAGUUUACGAAAAAGACACAUUCCUCGGUUCAGAGUUUUUCACAAACAUCAUGCAAGAAUACAGUUGUGGUCGAGCGUUGGUGGCAGGUCCCAUUGUCCAAAGAGGGCCGCCCACCAAGACUGUACCCUCGGCGACAUCGGGUCUACAAAGUGGUAGAGGACACAAAGCAUGCUCCUAAGGAGAAGAUGGAACUCAUCCUCUCACAGACUGUGGCUAAGCUUGGUGGGCGAGGUGACACUGUGUUUGUGAAAAAGUCUGUUGGACGCAAUAACCUCUUGGCCCAAGGCCUGGCAGUCUACCCAUCACCAGAAAACAAAGCGAUGUUUGCAGAGGAGCUGAGGCUUUUACAUGAAGGGAGGCCCGAGGAGAGAAUCCAAACCCGCACAGGACAGCUGACGGUGGAGAUCCUGAAGCAUAUGGAGUUGAAGGUUGAGAAAAGAACCUCCAUUGAGUAUGACAUCACCAAAGAGAUAGUCUGCAGACAGAUUCUCCAGAAGCGGGGCAUAUUUGUGCCACCUCAUGCACUGAGACUACCAGAAGAGUCAAUCAAAGACCUGGGAGAUUACUGGUGUGAGGUCACAGUUAAUGGGAUAGAUACUGUGCGCAUCCCCAUGUCGGUGGUGCCCUUUGAAGACCCUACAGCGACUGGGCGCAAACUGUUGAAAAGGCAAAAGCAGAAUGUCGCAGCUGCAGUAGAAGAGGCCCCUAUUCCAGAAGCGACUCAGGAAAAAGACAAAGAACCCCACGAUUGAGGACUAAACUUUAAGUACUCCAAAGCUACUUUGUCAUUACUAGAUGCUGCCGGGGCGGUUUACUGUUUGACUCCUGACAAUAAAUGAUUAAAGCAUCUUUGGAUCUGUUUUGAAAGUGCAAGAUUGAGUUA
This is a messenger RNA of Oncorhynchus gorbuscha (pink salmon), 1150 nucleotides long. It is a transcript of the gene mrpl9, whose product is annotated as mitochondrial ribosomal protein L9. Gene Ontology annotation, molecular function: structural constituent of ribosome. The transcript has 7 exons. The coding region runs from base 225 to 1019 and encodes 264 amino acids. Gene Ontology annotation, cellular component: ribosome; mitochondrion. Gene Ontology annotation, biological process: translation. The record is from RefSeq and is a predicted model, not a curated record. NCBI's taxonomy places the organism in Eukaryota, Metazoa, Chordata, Actinopteri, Salmoniformes, Salmonidae.